AUGGAAGACACACGCACGCAAACUGCCUCCCCGGCAGAAGAAUCCCGUCGCAGCCAUCACUCCAGCAGCACCCUUCCGAACGAGCGCGAUGACCAAGACAUAGAGAAACAGCGUCUUCACGGUGGCAUGGCCGAAGGCACAAAGGACAAAGAACCCGACCCCAAUAUCGUGGACUGGGAUGGCCCCGAUGACCCAGAAAACCCUCAGAACUUCCCCCGCCCCCGCAAAUGGCUCAUAACCAUAAUUCUCGGGCUCAUGACCGUCUCGGUAACCUUCGCCUCGUCCGUCUUCAGCACCGCGUCCACUGUGACCGCGCAACAAUUCCACGUCUCCGACGAGGUAAUGGUCCUCGGCACCAGCCUCUUCGUGCUCGGAUACAGUUUCGGCCCGCUCUUCUUCGGCCCUCUCUCCGAACUCUACGGCCGCAAAACCCCCCUGUUCAUGGGGUUUUUCAUCUUCGCCAUAUUCCAGAUCCCUGUUGCUGUCGCCCAGAAUCUCCAGACGAUUAUGAUAUGUCGGUUCCUGGGCGGGUUGUUCGCCAGCGCGCCACUGGCUAUUGUCGGCGGUAUGCUGGCGGAUUUAUUCGGUCCUGUGGAACGGGGAAUUGCGAUCGCGGUGUUCGCGGGCGCUACGUUCGUGGGACCAGUCGCGGGCCCGAUUGUCGGUGGGUUCAUCACGAUGAGUUACCUUGGGUGGCGGUGGACGGAGUACAUCACUGCCAUUAUGGCAUUUUUCUUCGGGGCUGUGGGGUUCCUGAUUGUGCCGGAGACGUUUGGGCCGACGUUACUGGAAAGGAGAGCGAGGAGGAAGAGGUUCGAGACGAGGAAUUGGGCACUGCAUGCUAGGUCGGAGGAGAUGCCUGUUGAUCUGAAGCAUAUUGCGACUGUUUAUCUGAUCAGGCCGUUUUUGAUGCUCGUCCGGGAACCGAUAUUGUUACUCAUCACGCUGUACAUGGGGUUUAUUUAUGGGUUCUUGUAUCUUUGCUUUGAGGCGUAUCCGGUUGCGUUUCAGGAGUUGAGAGGGUGGAAUGAGGGGGUGGGCGCAUUGCCGUUUAUUGCGAUUGCCGUUGGGGUGGUGUUUGGGUGCUGUGUUAUUGUGUUCUUUACAAAGACGAGGUUUCAGAAGGUGUUGGAGAGGGAGGGUCAUGUUGUUCCUGAGGAGAGGCUCAUUCCCAUGAUGAUUGGAGGGGUGUUGUUGCCUGCGGGCAUGUUUUGGUUUGGGUGGACGAGCAACCCGCACAUUAUUUGGGUACCGCAGGCCAUUUCCGGGGGGUUGUUGGGGGCUGGGAUUUUGUUGAUUUUUAUGCAGGGGUUGAACUAUAUCAUCGACUGCUACAACAUCAACGCCAACUCGGCUAUUGCAGCCAAUUGCUUCUUUCGGUCAGGGCUGGGGGCGGGGUUUCCGAUGUUUGCUAUUCCCAUGUUCCAUAAUCUGGGCGUGCCGUGGGCCAUGACGCUGCUGGGAUGUCUGACAGCCAUAUUGUUCCCCGUGCCGAUUCUAUUCUAUAUCUUUGGGAGUAGAAUUCGGUCGUGGAACUUGAUUUUCUACACUCAGCGUGACUUUUCCUAUUUAAAUGAGGCCGCUUCAAUAACGGGUACUCAGAGGUAG
Molecule: messenger RNA, 1608 nt
Organism: Aspergillus niger
Lineage: Eukaryota; Fungi; Ascomycota; Eurotiomycetes; Eurotiales; Aspergillaceae
Exons: 5
Coding region: 1-1608 (535 amino acids)
Biological process (GO): transmembrane transport
Molecular function (GO): transmembrane transporter activity
Source: RefSeq, a predicted model, not a curated record